AAUAAUGUUUAACACCUAACGGGACAUGCUAGAAAGUACAGUAAUAAACAAUGUUGUUCGUGUAAUCUGUAAGAAACAAUGCAAAUAUAUAAUAAAAGAAAUUGUAGUUUUUUCAAAAAUUGAAUAUUUUGAGAUAGAUUUAUAGAUUUAGUGUAGCAUGAUGAGAUAUCAUUUUUGUACUCUCAAUAUUUUGGUUAUAUUAACGUUAAUUAUUUGAAAACAUUUAUUUUUAUUAAUUGUAUGCCGAAAAACUCCUGCAAUAAAUUUGUAAAUAUAAUUACGUUUUAAAAAAUAUGAAGUUCUAGUUAUUGGAAUAUAAACAUACAUGAAACAUUAAUGAAAUUAGCUUUUUAUAAAAUUUAUAAAAAUGAGUUUGGAAGAUGAAUGUAACAUAACUGCAAGGUAUCGAACUGUCCGCAAGCAUUUAGAUAGCUUAGGAUACAAACAAGCACUUACAUUAGACUCACUUCCUCUGAUAGAGAAGUUAUUGGCUGAUUUGAUACAAACAACAGAAAGCUUAAAGCAUUUUAAAAGCAUUGCUCAAGAAAACAUUGAGGCACACGUUCAGUUACAAUCAACAAUUGAUCCGUAUAAAUGUGAUAAUGUAAGGCUAGUACAAGAAUGUAACCAGCUUCACUUAGAUUUGAUAAAAGAAAAGGAAUGUCAUCAAAAGCAAAUUAAAGAUCUCAAGAAGGAAGUAUAUAAAUUAGAACGUGAAUGUAAUGAUCUUCAGUUGGCAUCUUCUAGGAAUUUACAUAGAAUUAAGGAGCUUGAAGCUGAAUCUGCUAAAAAAUCAAAAAGAAUUUUGGAACUGCAAGGAAAAUGUUUAAAACCAACUGUCAGUAAUGUUGGACUAGCUUCUAAGAAACGUCCUGUUUUUCCACUUCGAAGACCCGUUAUAGAAAGUGAACCAUUACCAAAAACGGGAAAUAAAUCUACUCCGUUACCAAAUUUAAGUGUAGUGGAACCAAAAAUUGUUGAUUUGUUAAGCAUGGCUGAUCAUAAGAUGAAUUGUUUAAGUCAUGAGGUAACAAAAUUAAAGGGAGAACUUUCUUUACAAACCGACAAUAUACAAAUAUUAAAAAGUCAGUUGACUACUAAGGAAAAAGAAAUUUUGCGAUUAAAGAAGAUGUUAGAAGGAGGUAGACCAUAUUUAGCUGUUUCUAAAGAUUGUGCUUGUAAAAAAGCAGACUGCAGUUUUGUAACAUCCAAUUUCAAUAUAGAUAGUAAUGAAUUAAAAGUUCUUCAACAAGAAAAAUUAGAAUUAGAGCAACAAUUAAAAGAAGCUUUAAAUAAACAGCAUGAUGCAAUGUCUCAAGCACUGAAACUUGCUGAUCGAAAUGAGGAAUUAGAAAAAGAAUUAAGAGAUAUAGAUCACAUUGCAUUAGCUGUGGAAGCUGAUUGUAAUUCUGCAGUUAAAGAAAACAAUAGAAGAGUUUCUAAAUUGCAGGAAAAAUUAGAGAAUGUAAUGGCACGAGUACAUGUAUUAGAAGGUGAAUUGACCAUUGAGCGUAGAGAAGUUCAAGAAUUAAGAGCAGAUCUAGAAACUUGUAAAUUAGAGAAACGUAAUAUUGAACGUACUUUGGAAUCUACAUUAGAUGAGAAAAAGCAGAUGACUGACAGAAUAAAUGAAUUAACAAUAAUUGAAAAAAAUUUAAAUGAUGAAAUUGAAAGAUUAAUUAAGGAAAAUGAAAAACAAAGACAAGAUAUUAUUCAAUUACAAUAUAACAAUAAAUUAUUAAAAGAAGAAAUGAAUAGAACAGAAAUAUUAGAUGAUAAUGGAACAAAAGGUGCUAAAGAAAAAAGACGGCAGAAUAGUUAUGAUAAAGGAGAGAAUAGAAUAGAAUUUCAAGAACCAUAUAGAGAAAAAGAUUUUCUUCAAGGAAUAAAUAAUGCCGAAUGUGAGAAAGAAAUUGAAAUAAAUGAUUUACAACAAGCUAUUGAACAAUUAAGGAGAGAGCGAAAUUUCUACAAAAAUGAAUAUAAAAAUAUUAAGGAUAACUAUAAUAAAGUGAUCGAAAAAGACCACGUUGAUCUAUGGUCACGAAUUCGAGAAUUAAAAUGUCAGUUAAACGAAAAAGAAAAUGCACUAGAUGAAUUACAGCGAGAAAAGAAGGAAUUAUAUCGUGAAAAAACUAAUUUAGAAACACGUUUACAAACUUAUAAAACUGAACAUAAAAUACCUUGUCGAUCUUGCAAUCUAUGUAAACGUGGUGUUGCAUGUAAUUGUUCUGCUUCAGUUAUUAAAGAUCUAGAUAAAAUGAAGAAUAUUAUUGAACGUCUGGAACAUGAACGUGAUAUUGCACGUGCUGAUGUUGAUCGUUUAAUCGAAGAACGUGAUGCAUUACGCGAAAGAUUGAAGAUAGCAGCAGAAGCACACACAUCUGAACAACGUCGUUUAAGAGAAAACUUGACCGAUGUUGAAACACGAUUAAAACAAAUAGAAAAAGAACGACAAGAACUCUUACAUACACAAGGAGCACGAAGAGCUACCAUAAAUGGACUUGAAGAUCAAUUACAAGAUUUGCGAGAAGAAUUAAGACGAACUAAACAAGAAUUAGGAACUCAGCGGACACAAUAUUUUCAACUUCGAGCUCUACAAGAUCAAACUGAUCAGGCUUUAACAGAUGCUCAGAAUCAAUUAACACACUCAGAAUCGGAAUUAAAUAAAGCGUUGGAUCAUAAUCGGACCAUGGAACGGCAGCAGUUACAGCUUGAAAAUCAAAUAGAAGAAUUACAACAAGAAAUUACUAAUCUUAAAGCAAAUAUGACACAUCUGGAUCAUGAAAAGGAUCAAUUAUUGAUGGUAUUGGACGAGAAGACAGAAAGAAUAGCUACUCUAGAAAAAGAAAUUAUAAUGAAAGAACAACAACUAAUAGGAAGGGAGCAACAGGUUCGUGACCUACAACACAAAAACGAAAUAUGCGUGGAUCAAAGCGCGGAUCAGAGCAGACAACUAAGAUCGAUACAGCUGGAGAUGGAAAAUCUUCAGCGACAAUUGCAAACGGCCUCGUACGACAGGGAGAACGCUAUUCAGGAAAAUCGACGAAUCCAGGAUGACUUAGCUGCGACUACUUGCGAAGUAAGGAACCUGCAGCGCGAAUUAGAAACGUCUCGCGCGGAAUCGUUCGAUCUGAAGAGACAGCUUCAAACUUAUGUUAGCGAAGUCCGUAGGGCUGAGGAACUUCUUACUAGAAAGGAAAAUGAACGGACAGAAAUGUUGAAUCACUUCAGAAGCCUGAGUUUAGAGGCAACUGUUUUAGAAAACAAUAACCAUAGUUUGGAAUCUGAAGCAGCUGAAGCAAGAGGAGCACUCCAAACGGCUAAAGAUCAGCUGUUAGAUUUAGAACGACAAUUAGCGGACAAGGAUAGCUUAAUAAGAGGCUACGAAACGCAGAUCAGUGAACUGACUCAAACUGUAGCUAGUAUGGAAUCACAAUUACGUCAACAAGGUGAACAGAAGCACAUUGCAGAAGCUGAUUUAACUGCUGUUAGAGAUUUAUGCAUGAAAUUAGAUCAACAGAAAGAUGCCCUUAUGCAACAAUUAAAUGAUAAGGAUGCACUUAAAACGCAGUAUGAUAUGCAAAUUGCUAAAUUAAAAACGGAGCAAGCCGUAAUCCAAGACCAAAUGACUAAGGACCGUGCAACAGUUGAGCGCCUUCAAAUGCUGUUAGAUCAAGCGAGACAAGAGUCUAUAACUGUCCAGACUAAUAAUCAGGAACUCCAGAAUGAAAUGGCCAGAUUGAGGCAGAAAAUGUCUGAACUUCAAAAUAAAUUGUCUUCAGAAUCGGCGAAACUUCGACAGUAUCAAACUCAAGCUGCAGAAUAUUCCAAGCAAAUCAGCGAACUUCGUAGACAAGUAACGAAUGAAAGAUUUGAUCGCGCAAGAAAAGAAGAAGAACAUCGUAGAUAUUCAGACAGUCUCCCUGAUUCAAUCGCACAAACUUCACUUCCUAAUCAAACUAAUAAUCAAAUUCCUAAUGAGACAAAUGAUGCAAAACACAGGUCUUUAAAUUCAACACCAGACAGUUUUAAUGUAGAUUCAAAUGUGGUUAUAUAAAGUGACUUAAUCUACUCUAAUCAAUAGAUAUUUCCAGAAUGAAACAAGGAGAAAAUGUGAUGGUCAGACUGAAAGACGCGGAGUGCAAAUAUUAAAUCCCAUCGUUGUCGAAUGCAGUAACCACUCGCAAGAUGCUCAAUGUGAUGUUCCUUGUAUAAAUAUAAUGU
Molecule: messenger RNA, 4227 nt
Organism: Frieseomelitta varia
Lineage: Eukaryota; Metazoa; Arthropoda; Insecta; Hymenoptera; Apidae
Product: centrosomal protein of 135 kDa-like
Exons: 21
Coding region: 368-4060 (1230 amino acids)
Source: RefSeq, a predicted model, not a curated record